Molecule: messenger RNA, 2461 nt
Organism: Otolemur garnettii (small-eared galago)
Lineage: Eukaryota; Metazoa; Chordata; Mammalia; Primates; Galagidae
Gene: NAALAD2
Product: N-acetylated alpha-linked acidic dipeptidase 2
Exons: 19
Coding region: 73-2295 (740 amino acids)
Molecular function (GO): carboxypeptidase activity
Source: RefSeq, a predicted model, not a curated record
CGCUCUCUGUCCGUCUGCAGCCCGGAGGCUCGCGAGGGCGGCAGGCGUCCCAAGCUCAGUCCUGAAGAAGCCAUGGCGAAGUCCAGGGGCCGUUUGUACCUUUGGAUGUGCUUGGCUGCAGCGCUGGCAUCUUUCCUGGUGGGAUUUAUGGUGGGCUGGUUUAUUAAGCCUCUCAGAGAAACAGCCACAUCAGUGCGCUAUCAUCAAAGUAUACGGUGGAAAUUGGUAUCUGAAAUGAAAGCUGAAAACAUUAAAUCAUUUCUUCGUUCUUUUACAAAGCUUCCUCAUCUGGCAGGAACAGAGCAAAAUUUACUGCUUGCCAAGAAAAUCCAAACCCAGUGGAAGAAAUUUGGACUAGACUCAGCCAAAUUGGUUUAUUAUGAUGUCCUCUUAUCAUACCCUAAUGAGACAAAUGCCAACUAUAUAUCAAUAGUGGAUGAACGUGGAAUGGAGAUUUUUAACACAUCGUAUCUUGAACCACUACCAGAUGGAUAUGAGAAUGUUACAAAUAUUGUACCACCAUAUAAUGCUUUCUCAGCUCAAGGCCUGCCAGAGGGAGAUCUUGUAUAUGUUAACUAUGCUCGUACUGAAGAUUUUUUCAAAUUAGAAAGAGAGAUGAACAUCAACUGCACCGGGAAGAUAGUUAUUGCAAGAUACGGAAAAAUCUUCAGAGGCAAUAAAGUUAAAAAUGCAAUGUUAGCAGGAGCCAUAGGAAUUAUCUUAUACUCAGAUCCAGCUGACUACUUUGCCCCUGGGGUACAGCCAUAUCCCAAAGGAUGGAAUCUUCCUGGAACUGCAGCCCAGAGAGGAAAUGUGUUAAAUUUGAAUGGUGCUGGUGACCCACUCACUCCAGGCUAUCCUGCUAAAGAAUACACCUUUAGACGUAACAUCGAAGAAGGAGUGGGAAUCCCCAAAAUACCUGUACAACCCAUUGGAUAUAAUGAUGCAGAAAUAUUAUUACGCCAUUUGGGAGGAAUUGCUCCACCAGAUGACAGCUGGAAGGGAAGUCUUAAUGUAGGUUAUAAUAUUGGGCCUGGCUUUACAGGGAGUGAUUCUUUCAGGAAGGUUAGAAUGCAUGUGUAUAACACCAAUAAAAUUACAAGGAUUUACAAUGUAAUUGGAACUAUCAGAGGAUCUGUGGAACCUGACAGGUAUGUUAUUCUGGGAGGUCACCGGGACUCCUGGGUAUUUGGAACUAUUGACCCAACCAGCGGGACUGCUGUUUUACAAGAAAUUGCCAAGAGUUUUGGGAAACUGAUGAGUAGAGGCUGGAGACCUAGAAGAACUAUCAUUUUUGCCAGCUGGGAUGCAGAAGAAUUUGGACUUCUGGGUUCCACAGAAUGGGCUGAGGAGAAUGCCAAAACACUCCAGGAGAGAAGCAUUGCUUAUAUCAACUCAGAUUCAUCUAUAGAAGGCAAUUAUACUCUAAGAGUUGACUGUACACCCCUUCUUCACCAAUUGGUGUAUAAACUGACAAAAGAGAUCUCUAGCCCUGAUGAUGGUUUUGCAGGUAAAUCACUUUAUGAAAGCUGGUUAGAGAAAGACCCUUCACCUGAAAAUAAAGAUCUUCCUAGAAUCAAUAAGCUGGGAUCUGGAAGUGAUUUUGAAGCUUAUUUUCAGAGACUUGGAAUUGCUUCAGGCCGAGCCCGUUAUACUAAGAAUAAGAAAACAGAUAAGUACAGCAGCUACCCAGUAUACCAUACAAUUUAUGAGACAUUUGAACUGGUAGAGAAUUUUUACGACCCCACAUUUAAAAAACAGCUUUCUGUGGCUCAGUUACGAGGAGCACUGGUGUAUGAACUUGCAGACUCUACGAUCAUUCCUUUCAAUAUUAAAGACUAUGCAAAAGCUUUGCAGAACUAUGCAACAAGUAUCUACAACUUAUCUAAGAAACAUGACCACCACUUGAGAGACUAUGGAGUAUCAUUUGACUCCUUAUUUUCUGCUGUGAAAAACUUCUCAGAGGCUGCUUCAGAUUUUCAUAGAAGACUUACACAAGUUGAUCUUAAUAAUCCCAUUGUAGUGAGAAUCAUGAAUGACCAAUUGAUGCUGCUGGAAAGAGCAUUUAUUGAUCCCCUUGGUUUACCUGGGAGGCAGUUCUACAGGCACAUCAUCUUUGCUCCAAGUAGCCACAACAAAUAUGCUGGAGAAUCAUUUCCAGGGAUCUACGAUGCCAUGUUUGAUAUUGAAAAUAAAGCAGAUCCUCAUUUGGCCUGGAUGGAAGUAAAGAAACAUAUUUCAGUUGCAGCUUUUACAAUUCAAGCAGCAGCAGGGACGCUGAAAGAAGUGUUAUAAUCUUGGUUAAGGUCUUAACUAAGUUGUUAUUAAAGGUGUUGCUGAAAGUCUGAGGAUACAGUUGAACCUUCUUUUUGGUAAUCCACAAAGCCAGAGUGUCCUAAAAUCUUGCUUUUCAUGUCAUGUUUUGAUUAGAGUUCUGUUUUGUUCAUCUCCUUUUUUUUUU